Aptenodytes forsteri (emperor penguin) is the source of this 837-nucleotide messenger RNA. Its product is annotated as deoxyribonuclease-1-like 2. The record is from RefSeq and is a predicted model, not a curated record. Gene Ontology annotation, cellular component: nucleus. Gene Ontology annotation, molecular function: DNA nuclease activity. The transcript has 8 exons. Gene Ontology annotation, biological process: DNA catabolic process. NCBI's taxonomy places the organism in Eukaryota, Metazoa, Chordata, Aves, Sphenisciformes, Spheniscidae. The coding region runs from base 1 to 837 and encodes 278 amino acids.
AUGGGGACCGUGGCGCUGGCACUGUCCCUGCUGGUCGUGGUUCUCCCACGCCCGGCCACCGCCAUGCUGCGCAUCGGCGCCUUCAACAUCCAGGCGUUUGGAGACACCAAGAUGUCCAACGAGGAAGUGGCGGGCAUCAUCGUCAACAUCCUGCAGCGCUACGACGUGGCACUGGUGCAGGAGGUGCGCGACUCCGACCUCAGCGCUGUCACCCAGCUCAUGGAGCAUCUUAACAGUGUGUCCACGUCCCCGUACGACUACGAGAUCAGCGGCCCCCUGGGACGGGACAACUACAAGGAGAUGUACCUCUUCAUCUACAGGCCAGAUGUCGUGUCUGUGGUGGACACCUACCAAUAUGAGGACCCCCAGGAUGUCUUCAGCCGGGAGCCGUUCAUCCUGAGGGUCUCAGCACCCCGCACCAAGGCAGAGGAGUUUGUGCUGGUGCCACUGCACUCGGCCCCACACGAUGCCGUCGCCGAGAUCGAUGCGCUCUACGACGUCUACCUGGCCAUUGUCAACAAGUGGGGGACUGACAACAUCAUGUUCUUGGGGGACUUCAACGCCGACUGCGCCUACGUCCAGCCGAGCGACUGGUCGGCCAUCCGCCUGCGCACCAGCGACGUCUUCAAGUGGCUGCUCCCCGACGACACCGACACCACCGUGGGGAAGUCGGACUGCGCCUACGACAGGAUCGUGGUGUGCGGCGCCAAGCUGAAGAGAAGCAUCGUGCCAAAUUCAGCUGCCAUCUACAAUUUCCAGCGCACUUUCCAGCUGGAGCAGGAGGAGGCCCUGGCAGUCAGCGACCACUACCCAGUCGAGGUGAAGCUGAUGGCUUGA